Messenger RNA from Dentiscutata erythropus, 237 nucleotides. The record is from the annotation of a GenBank genome assembly. NCBI's taxonomy places the organism in Eukaryota, Fungi, Glomeromycota, Glomeromycetes, Diversisporales, Gigasporaceae.
ACUUUGUUCAGACAAAAUAUAAAUGAUGAACUUGACAAAACAAUUUCUGAUGAUGAUGAUGAUAUAGCUAUUAAUCAAUUAGUUACAACUAAUCAAGAUUUUAAUCAAGAAUCUUGUAUUUCACAAAAUGCAAAUGUAACUUCAUUACAGUAUAUUCCAUUUUCUUCAAAUAUUAUAUUAAAUGAUAAUCAACAAGUCAGUCAAAUAGCUUUAGUAAUUCUGGGCCAAGUCAAUUAA